Molecule: messenger RNA, 1203 nt
Organism: Neohortaea acidophila
Lineage: Eukaryota; Fungi; Ascomycota; Dothideomycetes; Mycosphaerellales; Teratosphaeriaceae
Product: DHS-like NAD/FAD-binding domain-containing protein
Exons: 3
Coding region: 1-1203 (400 amino acids)
Biological process (GO): pericentric heterochromatin formation; regulation of DNA repair; negative regulation of transcription by RNA polymerase II
Cellular component (GO): mating-type region heterochromatin
Molecular function (GO): NAD+ binding; histone deacetylase activity, NAD-dependent
Source: RefSeq, a predicted model, not a curated record
AUGGCUCGCUUGAUUGCGCAUGCGCGCCCUUUUCCCUAUCCUUCUCCGCCAGCCAGCCAGCAGACCACGCCCCCACCCGGAGGCAUGGAAUCUACCUCAGCAUCCGACAAGGAAGGCCCGCCUCCCGCGAAACGGCGAAAGAUAUCAAAAGAGCGCAGUACGGAAUAUCUCGAUCUCCGCGGCAGCGAGGUCCCCCCAAACCAGGAUCCCGAACUCGACCAACUCCUCCGUGUAUUGCACGAGCGACGCAAAAUCGUCGUCAUUGCCGGCGCGGGCAUCUCAGUGUCGGCAGGGAUACCUGACUUUCGAUCUGCGGGCGGCCUGUUCAGAAGUCUCAAAGAUGAGCACAAGCUCAAAGGCUCUGGGAAAGACCUAUUCGACGCGUCGGUGUACAAAGACGACACAUCCACCUCUUCCUUCCACGACAUGGUCAGCUCCAUGUCGCGUAUGACGAAGGAGGCGGCUCCUACUCCUUUCCACCACAUGCUGGCGACCAUCGCGAACGAGGACCGGCUCCUCCGACUGUACUCGCAGAAUGUAGACGGCAUCGACACCGCUUUGGAGCCACUGAAGACGAGCGUGCCUCUGCGGAAAGACGAGGGGGGCAAGUGGCCCAAGACUGUUCAGCUGCACGGAAGCCUGGACAAGAUGGUGUGCUCCAAAUGCCAUGAACUCUCCGACUUGAACGCCGAUCUAUUCUCUGGUCCCGUGCCUCCAGCCUGCCCCAACUGCGAGGAGUUUAACAGCAUCCGCGUCAACCAUGAGGGCAAGCGUAGCCAUGGGAUCGGCAGAUUACGCCCGCGCAUGGUCCUCUACAACGAGGGGAACCCCGACGACGCGGCGAUCGGCAGCGUGACUACGGAAGAUUUACGGAAAAGACCCGACGCCGUCAUUGUGGCCGGGACGACUCUCAAGGUUCCGGGAGUGAAGAGAAUAGUUCGCGAGAUGUGCAAGACUGUACGGAACCGCCGCGGUGGAGUCGCAAUCUGGAUCAACACCGACCUUCCGCCCGUGGCUAAGGAAUUGGAAGACUGCUUCGACAUCAUUGUGCAAGGGCCUUGCGAUGAGGUUGCAAGACGCGCGGCCAUGCGCAAAUGGGAUGCGCCGCGAGAGCAAGACGAGUGCUCUCAAGUCACGGAGGACGAGAUGAAGAAUGCCUCACUGCCGCCCAUGUGGAAGCAUUGCCCACGCAGCUGCAUUUGA